AUGACGUUUCCGACACUAUGCAAGCAACUUGAAUCUGAGCUAACGGUUGCCGAAACAAAAAUCUUACAACUCGAACAGGUACUAAACCUACACGAGUUAGAACAAAAGGGUAAAGAAACUGACAAUGGGCUUUGUCAUGAUCAUUCCUGCAUUAUUUUGGAGACACUCAGCACUAAUUGCAUUAGAAAUCAACACGCGCCUCCGACUCAAGAGAAUACCUGUAGUAAUAAAUAUAUUACAUCUCAAGAAUUACCACCUAACCCUCGAAUACCACCAAAACAAGUUGAUAAGCAGGAGCCUCAAAAACAUGCUGGUCAAGUAAGUCAAUUCCCAAAACAUACGGAAAUUUCGGACAUAACUAACUGUUAUGCCAUCCCGACUCGCGUUACCCAUAGAACACCAUCAAAGAAAUCGACGUGGCGACGAAAUAAACAUGGCGCUAGAAUCAACCAGACUGAGGAGG
This is a messenger RNA of Paramuricea clavata, 463 nucleotides long. The record is from the annotation of a GenBank genome assembly. NCBI's taxonomy places the organism in Eukaryota, Metazoa, Cnidaria, Anthozoa, Malacalcyonacea, Plexauridae.